Messenger RNA from Patiria miniata (bat star), 5501 nucleotides. RefSeq names its product receptor-type tyrosine-protein phosphatase F-like. The transcript has 38 exons. Gene Ontology annotation, molecular function: protein binding; protein tyrosine phosphatase activity. Bases 1 to 5298 code for a protein of 1765 amino acids. Lineage: Eukaryota; Metazoa; Echinodermata; Asteroidea; Valvatida; Asterinidae. The record is from RefSeq and is a predicted model, not a curated record. Gene Ontology annotation, biological process: protein dephosphorylation.
AUGGCGGCCUGUUCGCUUCGAUGGUGUCGUUUCUGUGCGUUGGUACUUCUGAUUAAUGUGAACACAGCAUUGUCCCUGGAUGUGCGAGGGAAACCUGUCGAACAGAGCUCAACUGCUCCGGAUUUUGAGGCAGGGAAGGCUGUAGAUGGAGACAUUGAUAGUAUUUCGAAAACAGAGGCAAUGCUCAAUCCGUGGUGGCGAUUGGACUUGGCGGCUGUCCACUGCUUGAGGAAAAUUACUAUCAUCAAGGGAGUCGGUUUGAACGGCGCUGAAGUACGUGCUGGGUUGAGUCCAGAUCGUUCACCCAACACAGUGAUAGGAACAGUCGGCGGAGACGAAGUUACCACCAUAACAGCUGACCCUGUGGUCACUGCUCGCUAUGUGAGCAUAGACCUUCCCGGUGACAGUAAAAUCAUUAAUAUGGCGGAAGUCACAGUUGAAGAAUUCAUGGAUGAACAAUCUCUCGCCUCAACUUCAAUUUCUGUGGAUGGAGACUGGACUUCUCAAAGCGGCACAUUCGGAAGCAGGGUUUCUGCUCGCGUGGUUGACAGAUCUUUCAUCUACGAUGAUCUUGACAGGCAUUGCAGCACCACAAAUCGAGCGCCAUCAUGGUGGAAAAUUGACCUGAUGUCUGCUCAAUGUGUCGGCAAGGUGACAGUCAAGAGCAUUGAUUAUCCUGAUGUAAAUAUAAGAAAAGGGUUUGAGGAUGCUGUUGUUCGAGCCGGUAUGAGCAGUGUGCCUACCGAGAACACAAUGUGUGGAAGUCCAGUCUCUACAUACCAAGCCGUAGCCAAUAACUGGAUGGAGUUUGACUGCAAUCCACCUGAUGGUCUGACUGCUCGAUACGUCAGCGUCGAUAAUCCAGGACGACAGUACCUUUUCCUUUGUGAAGUCUUAGUGUUUCCAUGCAGGCCUAACCUUCCAGCAGUGGACUUUACUUUCGUCGCCAAUCCUGCUCUCAUCGACUCGACUGGUGGCAACGAUGUCGAUGUCGUCCUGACAGCAUACAAAGGUCCAGAUGACAUACCUGCUCGUGUCACAUUUGGCCGUCAGUUGGCAACAGGUGGAAUGCAUGAACUUCCUCCCCGAUCAACCACAGAAGGCGAGCCGUCUUUGGGAUGUAAAGCCUUAUCUUUACGGUUACCUGCGGCGGAUGGGAUUAACAGAGUUGGUGUCUACUAUUUCGAAGGAACUAAGCGAAGCGUCAAGACUAGGAUUCAGAUCGUUAUGCUGCCGAAUGGUGAUAAUGUUCAGAUACGUCCAGUUCAGCGAACGCAGAUAGCAAACGUCGGAGACUCAGUUCGACUGAAGAUGCAAAAUGUGAUUGCCCAAAACACAAACUACAUGUGGCGGCAUAAUGGAAGUGACGUCAUCACAUCUGGGAAUGACCAGCUCAAUGUGUCUAUUGAUGAUGUUGCUGUGAGGGAUGAAGGAGUCUACAGCUGCUUCGUGUCUGGCCAGGAGGAUCAACAACUGCAUGGCACCAUGAGGCUUAUUGUACGAGGUUGUUCUGAGGGCAUGUGGGGUCCACCGUCGUGUCAAAACACCUGUCGUCGAUGUUAUAAUGGAGGUAUAUGUGAUGAGGAGACGGGACGUUGUAUCUGUGCUCCGGGAUUCAGUGGGAAACAUUGUCAGCACGUUCACGGCCGUAAUGUCUUUGGCCAGAACGCUCGUCAUCAUUGCUCCAAUACCACCGAUCCACACGACGACGCUUGCCGGGGUCGUUUGUUUUGUCUGCCCGAUCCUUACGGAUGCUCGUGUGCUGCAGGAUUCACUGGACUAGACUGCUUGCAAGAGUGUCCUAAUGGGACGUAUGGAGCAGACUGCAAGCAGACAUGUCACUGUGCACCCGGGGACACCUGCAGUAAGGAUACAGGCGAAUGCAGCAAUGACGCCUGUAACCCGACAUACUACGGGAUCAACUGUCAGUGUUCAGGUCAGGAAAUCUAUCCACACGAAGUGUCCGAAACUGCCAGACAACGUAACCUGACCUUUUCUUGGAGUCAGCCUCCUUGUGGCUUAAUAGGUGGAGUCAUCACUGGAUACUCGUACCAACUCACAGAUGUGGGUUCUGGAGAAUUGCGAUCAUCAAACACAACACAGAAAACUGUGACGAUAGACGGCGUGGUACCGUACACAGAGUACGCGUUUCAGGUCGCCGCCAUUACCAACGUGGGAACAGGAGUGUACAGUGAACGUGUAACCGUAAUGACAACAGAAGCAGAGCCAACAGCCCCUUUGAAUGUCAGCAUUGCGACCGUUGACAAUCAAUAUCUCGCGGUUGUAUGGGCGGAGCCUGAUCCUCCACAAGGGAUCAUCACAAACUACGAUGUGGCCUAUUGGGUCGUGGGAAAUGAAUCAUCGAGAGUUGAUGUGUACAAUCUCAGCACAACCAUGCUGUCUUAUCAACUACCCGAUCUUGUUGUUAAUGUUACCUACUUCAUGCAGGUGCGAGCCAAGACAGUAGUGGGCGUUGGCCCGUGGAGCGAAGUCAUCAAUGAAACGGUAGUAGGAGUUCCUGGACUUGUGCAGAACCUUCAAUGGACAGAAAGGUCUGAAACCUCACUGACCAUCGCUUGGAAGCAGCCGCUAAAUCCUAUGGGACCAAUCACAUUCUAUUCUGUGAAGAACCGGGCCGUAGAGAAACCAUAUCAACCUGGAUUUACUGCAGGAGAUACGUACACCGAAUGCAAAGUUGACAGUUCACCAUAUACCGAAGCGAAUCUUCAACCGGGCACCAAAUAUGAAUUCAAUGUUUCGGCAAGGAAUACAAAAUUUGUAGGAAAGCCUUCAGUCUUAGAAGUCUACACAAAACCACUGUCAGAUCCACCAGCACCAAGGACACCGAUGACAUUUGACAACGAGGCGACAGAGACGACGGUGACAAUUGGCCUUCGAGCCGUGAUCCCGGAAGAUGACACGUUUGUCGAAUCAUAUAUUGUACAUGUGAAAAAGUCCGACUCCUCAUCAGUGAAGAAAAGGCAGGCUCUGAUUCCAAACCAUUUCGAGGACUCUGCAGAUGAUUACAUUGCAGCAGAAAUGACUAAAGACACCGUUCCUGACAAGUUCACAGUCGGUGAUAAGGAGGUGUAUGGAGGCUACUACAAUGCACCGCUGCAAACAGGCGUUGUCUACAACAUCAGUGUGGGCUCAGUCAGCAAGGGAAACGAGACGGAAGCGUCUGUGUCUUUUUCGGAUCCAAUAACUGUACGAACUGAACGAACUAAACAACCUGAACCAAAUGCUGGGAACCCAGUGGGAAUUGCAUUUGGCGUCAUCGUUCCGGUAUUGCUUCUCAUAGCCGUUGUUAUAGCAGUCUUUGUAUACAAAAGACGAAACAAAGCGACAAGACGCCAAUCUGAUACCAAUGGAGUCACGGCGCAGUCUAAAGUUGAAUUGACAGAUGACGGCAUGCAAGAUGAGCCGACGGAAACAUCGAUUGCCUACGCUGACGUUCAAGAGGUGCAUCCGAGUAGUCCACCUACACCUGCAGCAGAUACACGUGCACCUGCGACUCCAUCAUUCAAAAAGAAGCCUUUCAAGGCGCCACCACCAGUUCGUAUUAACGACCUAGCUGACUAUAUCACGAGAAAGGAAGAAGCAGGAGAAAAUGGGUUCAAAGCUGACUACAAGAGUCUUCCAGAUGGCCAGUUACACCCGUGGACUGUGGCAAGUAAACCAGAAAACAAAAAGAAGAACCGGUUUGCCAACGUCAUUCCCUAUGAUCAUUCUCGUGUUGUGUUGACGCGUACAGAGAAAGACCCACAUUCGGAUUACAUAAAUGCCUGCUAUAUAGAUGGUUACAGCGACACCGACAAGUACAUCGCAAGCCAGGGACCCAACAAUGCGUCUCUCAAUGACAUGUGGCGGAUGGUGUGGGAGAUGAACGUGGACAAGAUUGUCAUGCUAACAAAUCCGGUGGAAAAUGGAAAGACGAAAUGUAUGCAAUACUGGCCGGAUACCGGAGCUUCUACAUACGCUAACAUCACAGUGACCAUCGUUGACGAGCAGGCUUUCCUUGACCACACCAUUCGUCAAUUCAAAAUAACCGAGGUCAAUGACGAGGAAGGAUUUCGCAUUGUGAAGCAGUUCCACUACACCACGUGGCCAGACAUGAAACCACCUGAAUAUCCCGCUCCAUUGCUCAACUUCAUGCGAGUGGUAAACGCUGAACACAACGAAGGACGAACCAUUAUACACUGCAGUGCCGGCGUUGGUCGCACAGGGACCUACAUCUGCCUUGAGUCAAUGCUUGAACAGAUGAAACAGGAGGGACAAGUCAAUGUUCUUGCCUUCAUCCAUCGCAUGAGACAAAAACGCAUCAAGAUGGUACAGACUCCGGAGCAGUACAAAUUUCUCUUCGACGCCCUCCGUGCGGCCUCUCUGACUGGCGAGACUACCUACGAUAUGACGACCCUCCGCCGGCAGCUAACUGCUCUGAACAAGAAGGAACCUGGAUCCCAGGGAACCGGCAUGGAGAAACAAUUCCAGAACUUAGGUGAACUGCGAGCCAAUCGAAGCAACGGGACCAGUAAGGCGGGAAAGCUUCCAGAAAAUGUGGAGAAGAACCGCUACGAAGAUUUCAUUCCAACUGACCGAGCGAGACCAUUCUUGAUGACCAAUACACACGGCGAUGAUACCAACUACAUCAAUGCACACUUCCUAUCGGGCUAUCGCAAGAAGGACAGGUACAUCGCGACCCAGAUGCCGAUGCCCAACACCACUGCCGACAUUUGGCGUCUGGUGUACGACCAGAAAGCGACGUGUAUCGUCAUGCUCAACCCUCUGGAUGAAGACGACGACACAAUGUGUCGUUACUGGCCAGACGAAGGAAGCCUUGAAUUUGGACCUCUUGUUGUCAAACUGUUGCGCACUACAACUCACAAGGGUGUAAUUGAGAACACGUUUUCUCUGCAAAACAAGACAAAGUCCGAGCUCGCGCGCACCGUCUGCCAGUUCCAAAUCCAAGACUGGCCGUCGGAUCAGGAGGUGCCCAGCUCUCGACAAGGACUGUUCACUCUCAUGGAGCUGACUCAAAAACGGCACGAGGAAAGACCACCCAUCGUGGUUCACUGCAUUGAUGGAUUGGGUCGCACAGCGGUGUACUGCACCUUGAUGUCCAUGAUGGAACAGUUUCAAGAAGAAAAGGUUGUGGACGUGUUUCAAACAGUUUUGCGCUUACGUCUUGUACAUCCCAGCAUGAUGUAUUCCCUGGAACACUAUGCGAUGUGCUACGAUGUGUUCCAGGCUAACUUGGACUCGUCCGUUGUCUACGAGAACUUCGACCUUAAACCAUGACUUAUUCGUCAUAUGACAACGGCACAAAACUCGCGACUCUUAUCAAGGUAGAUAUAAUGGUAAUUGAAAAGGCUCCAUGUAGAGUAUCGGUCCUACUCAUAAUAGCGGAAAUAAGUGCAAAAAGUGUUAAAUAUUAAUCUACUUGUUCAUGCUUUAAAUGCAGACUGAAGUUAGUUAAGCCUACAUAACUGUAUGCAUUCAUC